AUGGAAUCGAAAGAACAAGCAGAUGAGCACAAAGACAGUGGAAUAUGGUCAACAUUCACUUUAAAACAGGAUGAACACGUCGCCAAACAGAUCGGCGCUAAAGAGAUCUCAAGAUCAACACAGAAAGAGCUAACCGCUUCAAUAGGAUCAGAGGUUAGUCCAUUUCCUAUGAUUCUGUCUGAACAGACUUCGCUUGAUUCAAAAGAAGCUAGUAUUUUGCCAAGCCAUAAAGCAGUAAUUGAAUACAAUUCUGGUAAAACCAGACCCAGGACCCUCACGUCCAAGGGCAGGGAAUAUCAAUGUGAGCUAAAGAUAAAGGCCGCGUUAGCCAAUGAUCGUAACCUGCUAGUAAAGCUAAGAAGUCUUGAAUAUUUUAUUCGUAUUUAUGGCUGAGGAGGUAGAUGAAGUCCAACAAUCUUUUGAUGACUGGAUUGAGUUGUCACUUGAUACUAGUAAAUCCCAGCGUGCCACAAACAAACAGUCACAUAUACAUGACACUUGGAAAAUAAUUCACGCUACCGCUGUACAAGAAAUUAAACGCCUUGAAGAUGAUGCCCAGUCCGUUCACUCGCGGAGGUCACAGCAAUGGAGAUUCUCUAGAUCUACAAAAUCGGACUCUACCAGAAGCUCAUAGAGACACUUCUUGCCUGUUGUGCUGAAAAGGCUGCUCUUCAAGAGAAACUUAAGUUGUCAUCAGUCAUUGCAGAACAAGAGAGCAAGCUUGAGCAGUUGAAGAUCCAGAAGUAACUUGAAGAAAUCGCAGCCCAAGAAGCCAUCUACAAAAGAGCAGUGGAAGAAGAGAAUGAUCUGGAUGGUGAACAACUACCUCUACUACCCACCAUUGUACACGAUCCGAUCGAUGCCUUUCUUAAAAACAAUCACGAAACUGAAUUGACCUUCACAUCAAGCUGCCAUUGUACCACCUUCUACACAAGAGAUAUGUGCAAAAAGCAAUUUAUUGAUCACAUUGUUGUCAUCUGCUCCUUCUGUUGAGCCAAUUUCACAGUUAGGACCUCUGAUCUCACUUACCACACCACCAGUAUCGUCAGUUCAAGAAACCUAGAGACCAUUGAACCCAUUCUCACCAGUGUACACUACAGCCAAGUUUAGUUCUGGGAUUCCCAGUCUCCCAGCAAUCUCUAUAACAAAGUCAGAGUACCGACCCACUACGCCAACAGGCUUCUGUGGAAAUCCUUCAGCAUUCUUUCCAUCACCUGUAGCCACCUGUUCUCCAGUACCACAGAACUACACAGCCCAGAUAACAGACGCACUUGCAAAGAUCACCCAAUUACAGCGACUGCCACAAGCGUCACCCAGCGUUUUUAAAGGCAGUGACUCAGACAAAACCAAGUUCUUCUUGUGGGAAAAUGCCUUCGACAGUCUUAUAGAUUCUGCACUAGUGACAGCCAGGUAGAAAUUACAUCUCUUGUACCAGUAACUAGAUGGUAAAGCCAAAACCAUUGUGGAACAAUUGCAACAUUUCGUGGAAGAUCCGAAGGAGUCUUAUUGGGAAGCAUGCAAAAUCCUCAAGUAACACUUUGGCAACCAAGCCAUAAUCAGUACUGAUUUUGAGAGGAAGUUGGCAACUUGGCCAAAAAUUGGACCGAACGAUGCGGUCAGUUUGAAGGAUUUCAGCAACUUCCUGCAACAAGUGAAAUUUGCAAGCAAACACAUUGAAAAUCUUAAAGCUCUCAAUUAUCCUUCCCAAAUUCAAGCUCUCUGGAUGGUUGUAAGCAAAGUGGUCAGACAAAGUGUUAAAGUUUCAAAGAAAAAAGGGAAAAAUGCCUUCCCAUCCUUUGACAAGCUCGCCGAAGAGGUACGCUACCAUGCAGAAAGGACAAACAUCCCUCAAAUCCAGCAGGUUCUAGGAACAACUGGUUCCACUACUCCCGGUAGAAACAAGCCUUUGAGUUGCCAAUCUGAUCAUACU
Molecule: messenger RNA, 1930 nt
Organism: Pocillopora meandrina
Lineage: Eukaryota; Metazoa; Cnidaria; Anthozoa; Scleractinia; Pocilloporidae
Source: the annotation of a GenBank genome assembly